GUAGAUUAAUUUAAACAACCAAAGCCAAACAUUGCAAAGCACAUUUACUUUUAUCGUAUUUUCCUACACGAGCAUUGGAGUGUGCUCUAAAAGUUGGUAUAUGCCCGCCUCCUGCUACUUUAAGGAGUAGGAAUUCACUGAGCGCUCUUGAAGGCAUCACGAGAAGGAACAGGAAAUGAAAGCUCUGUUUUGGAGAGACACUUUGCUCCGAGCAGACGAUCUUCUCCCAAAACAACCAGUCCUGAGUCCGGCCCCUAGUCUCCACUAUGGAAAAUCUAGAGGAGGACCUGACGUGCUCUGUGUGCUACUCUCUGUUCUCUGACCCACGAGUCCUGCCAUGCUCGCACACCUUCUGUAAGACCUGCCUGGACAACUUGCUUCAGGUGUCUACCAACUAUUCCAUCUGGCGUCCGCUCCGCCUGCCGCUAAAAUGCCCCAACUGUCGCAAUGUGAUGGAGCUGCCCCCAACGGGCAUAGAUGCUCUGCCCACCAACGUUUCUCUGCGGGCCAUCAUUGAGAAAUACCAGAGGGACAAUGAGCCACGACCCCCCUCCUGUCAGGAGCACAACAGGCAGCCUCUGAACAUGUACUGCAUCCAGGAUCGGCAGCUGAUCUGUGGGCUGUGUCUGACUGUUGGGCAGCACCAGGGCCAUCCCAUCGACGACCUGCAGGCGGCUUUCAUCAGAGAAAGACAGACGCCAUCGCAACUGCUGGCCAGACUCUCUGAUCAGAGAUGGGCGCAGGUGUGUGAGCUAGGGGAGCAGCUGGAGCAGGAGAAGGCCCGCUGUGAGGGUCUGGUGAGGCAGGACCGACAGGAAGUCAAUCAGUUUUUUCAGACACUGGAGGUGGUGCUGGCUAGGAAGCGGCAAGCUUACCUGGAGGCCCUGGACAAAGCUGGUGCAGAGGUGUCCCGGGCCUAUGAUCCACUCAUCCACAGAGUGAAAGAGCUACAGGAAGAACAGUUGGACCUGGUGUCCUUGGGUUCGUCAGUAGAGGAGGAGGACUCGCCUCUCGUCUUCCUGGAGAAGGUGCAUUUGUUCAGAGAGAGGGUGGAGGAGUUUAUGAAAACUCCUCUGCCCUCUGUGAUAAACCUCUCCGUCACCCCGCGGGCAGCAGAGUACCUUCAGCAGCGCUGGCCUGCUGUGACCAUCAGGAGCCUGGAGGAAGCACCUGUUCCUAAGGUGAGCUGCUGUGCCAGAUGUGGCAGUGUGGAGGCUGGUGCGGAGGCCGAGGCUGGAAGGGAUCAGUCUGACAGCUGGGUGCAGGACGUGUGGUGUGAGCUGCAGCCUACUUCGUCUGUGGUGCUGCUGGGGCUGCUGCUGCUGCUGGCAGUGCUGUGGGUGAACCCGGUAGGAGGGGCAUCGCUCGGUUUCUCUCUGCUGUCUCGGUUAAGUCAGUUAGUCCAUGGCCUGAGCAGCGAACUCAUCACAUCUGUCUGGGACACGGCGGGGUCAGCAUACACAAUGAUGGCAGCAGUUGUAGAGAGAUGGAGCACACAACUCUCCUCAGUUGGGGGAGAGGCUUUCCAGCAGCUGGCUGCCUUCUUUAAAACUCUGACAUCCCACUGAAAGACACCAAACUGAAACCUUAAACCCUCCAUUUUUAUUUAGAAGCCGAGAAAGUCUCACUUCCCCAUUUCUGUAGUGAAGGAAAAUCCGCCCUAAAUAUCUUUUAAACAGCUGCUACUUAAGAGUCAAAAACUGGAUGUCUGAUUUUGCUGUCAACUUCACAGUGAAACAGCAGGGGUUUCAAUUUAGAUGUAGACCAACACUGAACCUUCUGUGGUGACAGUAGAGUAAAUGGACCACAAUGCAUUGCAAGCCCUUUUCCUUUUUGUUAAUGCUUUUCAGCACUCAGAAAGGCGUCCUGGAAAAUUCAGGCAAUGAGUAAACAAAUAACUACAUAUUGAAGUCCGCUUUAUAGAAAAUUGCAACAAAAAAAAUUAUCAUUAUAAAAUUGAAUAUAAUAAAAUUGUAAAUGAAUACAACUAAAACCAGACUGAGCAGAAAUAACUUGACAAAAAUACCUUUUUAUAAAUUUAUUAAUAAUCACAUAAACAUGGAUACGAUAAUAUUCAUUUUAGGAUUAAUUUUUCCCUUUAGUCUUACUUUAAAGAUUCCCUGAGGUUCCAUGCAGACCAGGGGAAAGCGCAGGGUAUGACUUGCUCACUUCCAUGUUUUAAAAAAAAAAAAAA
Messenger RNA from Seriola dumerili (greater amberjack), 2194 nucleotides. It is a transcript of the gene trim59, whose product is annotated as tripartite motif containing 59. Gene Ontology annotation, molecular function: zinc ion binding. Gene Ontology annotation, cellular component: intraciliary transport particle B; centrosome; cilium. The transcript has 5 exons. Lineage: Eukaryota; Metazoa; Chordata; Actinopteri; Carangiformes; Carangidae. The record is from RefSeq and is a predicted model, not a curated record. The coding region runs from base 267 to 1568 and encodes 433 amino acids. Gene Ontology annotation, biological process: cilium assembly.